Messenger RNA from Dendroctonus ponderosae (mountain pine beetle), 735 nucleotides. RefSeq lists its product as uncharacterized. The transcript has 3 exons. The record is from RefSeq and is a predicted model, not a curated record. Lineage: Eukaryota; Metazoa; Arthropoda; Insecta; Coleoptera; Curculionidae. Bases 165 to 500 code for a protein of 111 amino acids.
GUGCAAUUCCGAAAUAUGUUGCUAUUUGAGAUCGGGUCACACCUGGGUCCUGAUUAAUCCAGUUAAGAUAGAUUCCUUUUCAUCCCGAACAUUUGCUCUAUUAUUUAGUUCAGUGGAACAUAUUACGUUUUGAAUUGGAAAGUGUUCUCAAAGUCGACCUUUAAAUGAAUGUUUUGGUGUCAUUUUUUGCCACUAUGAUUUUUACAUCUAUUUUGUUGGAAACCGCAAUACUGGCGGUUAGCCAUCCGAUAACACAUGCUUCCGUUUGUAGCCUAGAGGAUCUGAAAGUUCGCUUGCGAGAUUCGUGUAGUGAAUUACGUGUACCAACGCAUUUUGGGGAAUUUGAAAGAACGCGAAGAAGUUACUCAGAUAUAUCGCCAGAUGCUUCUAAACCCAAUUAUUAUGUCCGAGUUAAACGGGACCAAGUACAGGUGAUAUGCUGCACCCCAAAACUCAUACCAACCUAUGGUCAUAGAUGCAUCGAUUUCUACAGUUGUUAAAGCGAAAAUUUAUUUUUUCGGAUAUAUUUUUAUACACAUUUUAUAUGGAAGGUCUGUUAACAAUAAAAAAAAAUCCUAAAGGACCUACUUUUAAUGUUUUGAACUGUAGGUGAUGCUUAAAUUAGUAUACUCAAUAAAACAUCGCAGGCAAUUUUAUUUAAACGCGUUAUGCUGCGCUAGAUGAAAUAUGUUUAGUUAACAGAUUAUUUAUUUUGAAAAUAAAUGAUAACUAUUU